CCUAUCGUUUUUGCUGUUUCGAGCAGUUCCAGCACUGACGAAGAAAACAUGGAUGCAAGUAUCCUUAUGAAUUCUGAAUACAUACCCCCUUUAGCUCCAUCGGAUUUCACAGCACUUCUCGAGCAUAUUUUCAGCAUAGAAGGCAGUUCGCGGCUGCGCCAUGCAACGGCCAGAAAGCUGGUGAGAUGGCGCAAGAGGCAAGAUGGAGCCAGCUGUUCCGAAAUGGAUUCGACAAUUUGCGGGGUCGCAACACGACGUACAGACAGCCAAGUAGUUUCGGCUGCCCUUCGCAGGUCGCCGAGUGGUCGCAAUUGGGGACAAUGGACCCAGGUCCGCCUAGUUGACUGGGCUUCCGAUCUACAAAGAAGCCUGGUCCGGGACCGUGUGGCAUGCGACCGAGCGCUUUACGAGCAGAGGACAAAGUGGCUAGAGAGCCAGAGCGCAGAGGAGAUCGACGCACGCAUGGCCCUGACACUAGCCUCACGCGAUAAUGGUCCCGCGGGCAAACCGUGUCGUCGAAGUAUGAUGUCAGGAGAGUCGAAUGUUAGGCCUCAAGAUCCAUUAGGCCUUGUCCAGCUGGGGAUGCAGAUGAAGUGGACGGGUUGGUUUGCCUUGGAACUCGCAGGCAGUGCUUCUGUGAUGGGUUGUGUGGCUUUUUGGAUACUCUCUUCGUGAAACAUGUAGACGCAGCUUUCGGUUGGCUUGGAUGAUGAGAAGUACAAGGUGUUCGGAGCAUAUUUUAUUGGAUUUGGAUGUUCUUUUUCAUAAGUUUAAGAUC
Molecule: messenger RNA, 778 nt
Organism: Verticillium alfalfae VaMs.102
Lineage: Eukaryota; Fungi; Ascomycota; Sordariomycetes; Glomerellales; Plectosphaerellaceae
Exons: 1
Coding region: 49-675 (208 amino acids)
Source: RefSeq, a predicted model, not a curated record